AUGCCGCAGCUCGUAUGGCUUGUGACCGGAUGUUCGUCCGGGUUUGGAGAGCAGUUCGUCCUCGACAUUAUCGCGCGAGGAGACAGUGUGAUCGCUACUGGGCGUAACUUUGACCAGAUCAAGCACUUGGAGGAGCACGGAGCUACUAUAUUGCAACUGGACCUCACGGAUCCGCAAGACGUACUUGACGAAGUGAUCUCAGCCGCCGUCAAGGUCUUUGGCAGAAUCGAUGUUCUCGUGAACAAUGCCUCGUACAUUUCGAUAGGCACUUGGGAAGAUCUCGAGUAUAGUGACCUGGUGGCACAAUUUGAUACGAAUGUGUUUGGUACCUUCAAGGUGACAAGGGCAGUUCUACCAUAUUUUCGAUCUCAAGCGAAUGGGAUGAUUGUUUUCAUUGGUUCUCUUUCUGGCUGGAUUGGACACCCCGGCUGUAGUGCGUAUGCUGGUUCCAAGUUCGCUCUUGAGGGAAUGGUAGAGGGCCUCACCCAAGAAGUUGCACCGUUUGGUAUCAAGACUCUCUUGAUUGAGCCAGGAAGAUUUCGAACCAACCUAUUGUCCGCCAAUAAGAUGAAAGUUAGGCCAUCCAAGAUCCCUGACUACACAGAGUUUUCCAAAACUCUUCUUGGAUACCUCGGCAAUGAAGACCAAAGGCAGCCAGGAGAUCCACGAAAGCUUGUCAGCGUUAUCCUUGAUGUUGUGAGGCAAGAGGGUGUAGCAACUGGCAUGGACGUGCCAAUUCGGCUGCCACUCGGAAGCGAUGUGUACGCCGAUAUCAAGACCAAGUGCGAGGAAACACUGAAACUCCUGAGAGAGUGGGAGCCAGUCAUUCAGAACACGAACUAUUCGGAUUAG
Exophiala aquamarina CBS 119918 is the source of this 852-nucleotide messenger RNA. RefSeq lists its product as uncharacterized. NCBI's taxonomy places the organism in Eukaryota, Fungi, Ascomycota, Eurotiomycetes, Chaetothyriales, Herpotrichiellaceae. The coding region runs from base 1 to 852 and encodes 283 amino acids. The record is from RefSeq and is a predicted model, not a curated record. The transcript has 3 exons.